Messenger RNA from Symbiodinium pilosum, 5838 nucleotides. NCBI's taxonomy places the organism in Eukaryota, Dinophyceae, Suessiales, Symbiodiniaceae. The record is from the annotation of a GenBank genome assembly.
AUGGAAUUUACCCGUCGCUGUCAUCGCGCUACGAAUCUGCUCAAGCUGUUGGCUCUGUGUUUUACCGCACCGAUCUGGGCUGCAUCGGGUGCAGAUCACCUGUGUGUACCCAAUGCCAGCGGUGAUGGCUGGGAUUGUGAUCCUUACAGCGACGAAGUACCGCCUUUUACCUGGAACCAGGUCGCCCCCAUCGCAGCGCCGGUUAUACAGGUGCCGCCGCCACCCAAGGUGAACUCAGUCCCCGAAGAUCCAGCUGUCCCGGCGCGCAACGCUGAGCCUAUCGAGGCGAAUACGGACCCUGUGACCGGUUUGAGCAAUCGCCCCGAAGACUGGUACACCCCCAGCGUGCCGCGGCCGACAGAUCCGGAACAUCGUCUGUCUGAGGAUCUUGCCGAAUCACUGUAUGUGGUCAGCGAUGGCGGUGGUAUUUGCCCUGGCAGCUAUCAGGAGCGCGCUUUUACACUGCCGCUGGAUGCGGAUGAUGAAACACAGCCUGUUGUCAUCCUUGCCGAUGGCCUCUCCAGUAUUGUUGGUCAAAGCGCCAGCAUGGUAGGGAAUGUGACUAUCGAGCAGGGCAAUCGGCUGAUUCGUUCGCCAGUUGCUCAGCUAGACUACCCCUCGCAGAUUGUGGAAUUUCCCCAGGGGCUGAAACUGGACCAACCCGGCUUGAUCAUGCAGGGCGCCCAGGCCACUGUGCAUCUGAACACCAAGCAGGCAGAUCUCAGUGGGACCCAGUUUAUUCUUACCGAUGCUAAUUUGCGGGGUCAGGCGUCAAAUCUGUUGCAGAACGAUGCCGGCGAUCUGACCUUGCAGGGUAAUCAGUUCACUCGCUGUGAGCCGGGCAAUAACGGCUGGGUACUGCAAACCAAAGAGCUGGUAAUCGAAAAGGAUGCCGUGUUCGGGACGGCGAAACAUGCUGUAUUGAAAUUAAAGUCAGUACCCGUUUUCUAUACACCGCGCCUGCAGUUUCCGGUUUCCGAUCAGCGCCUGUCCGGGUUUCUGUUUCCGAAUUUGGGUUAUUCAGAUGAAGACGGCGUUGAUGUUGCCGUGCCCUAUUAUUUCAACCUGGCCCCAAACUACGACGCUACGCUGAUUCCACGUUAUAUCAGCGAACGCGGUGCCGGAGCGGAACUGGAAUUGCGACAGAUGUCUGCAUGGCAGUACACAACGCUCAGCGGGGGAUUUCUGCCCAGUGACAACCUCUAUAACGGCGAAGUUAACCGUGAUGAUUUUGACGAGGCUGGCGGCACCGCGGUGCUUGGUCCUUUUGAUUCAGCUGACAGAUGGCUGGGGGCGAUAGAUCACCAGGGCCAGAUCGGCGCAUUCCGCACCCUGAUUGAUUACACCAGUGUCAGUGACCGGGAUUAUUUCCGCGAUCUUGGCUCCGAUCUGGGCGUUUCCAGUCGCCGGGAGCUCGAACGUAAAGGUGAAAUACAGUACAACCAGGGCGGUUUAUUCAUGCGCUUAUGGGCGCAGCGAUUUCAGCGCCUUGAUGAGUCGGUCAUCGACGAUUACCAGCGCUUACCUGAGCUUGAAGCGGUAUAUACAACGCCCAUUGCCGGACCGCUGGAAUUCAGUCUUGGCGCGAAGUGGUCAGAUUUUGACCGUGACACCGACGGUUUGGUGGGCAUCCAGGCGUUUACCGGCCAGCGCACACAUCUCGAGCCGAGAUUACGCAUGUCACUGCAGCAGCCCUACGGGUUUCUCAAUCUCACAGGCGGCUAUCGCUAUACACGUUACGAUCUUGAGCAGUCCGACCUGGUUGUCGGUGGUGUCCUGCUGGAUGACAGCCCUGAUCGUAAUAUUGGUGUGGCGUCGGUAGAUGGCGGUCUGUUUUUUGAGCGGCCACUGAACUGGUUCGGCCAUGAUCUGAUCCAAACCCUUGAGCCACGUCUGUUUUAUCUGUGGCAGGAAUUUGAUGAGCAGGCAGCGCUACCUUUAUUUGACGCGUCACGCCUGACCUUUGGCUAUUCGCAGCUGUUUCGCGACAACCGCUUCUCCGGCCUUGAUCGCAUCGGCGAUGCAGAUCAGAUUUCUGCUGGGGUCACUACGCGCUUUCUUGCCACCAGUACCGGGCGCGAGUAUUUCCGCUUCAGCGUGGGUGAGAUCUUCUAUUUUGAUGAUCGCGAGGUGACCCUCUCCGGCGCGCCCACGGAAGCUGAUCUGGACAGCUCAUCGGCUAUUGCCGCGGAAACCGCCGCUUCGAUUUAUGGCAACUGGAAAAUCACGGGUAACAUGGUCUGGGAUCCGCAUGAAAAUAAAGUGGAAGAAGGCGGUGCUGGGCUUUCGUAUCAACGUGAUUCCCGCCAUAUUUUCAACCUGGGUUACCGUAACCGGUUCGAUCAGAACAUAGAGCAAACCGAUCUGUCCUUUUACUGGCCAGUGUCGCAGCACUAUUCCAUUCUGGCACGAUGGAACUAUGAUCUGGAAAGUGGUCGUACCAUAGAAGCGUUUGGUGGCGUGGAAUACGCUGAUUGCUGUCUGAAGGUUCGCCUGAUGGCGCGUCGUUUCCUCGACAGCCCAACCGCACAGAAUUUUGAAAACGUCGAAGCAGACAAUGGCGUGUUUCUACAAAUUGUAUUUAAAGGCCUUGCUGGCUUCGGUACUCAGGUCCUGACAACAAUACUGGUGUGCGUCAUUGGCGCGGCCCUACUUUACGUGCCGGCCAACAGCCAUGCCGUGUACAGAGAAAUUGAAGGCAUUGUGGCGGUGGUAGACGAUGAUGUGGUGCUCGCCUCUGAGUUAAAGAGUCGAUACGACCAGGUGAUUCGGCAGAUGCAGUCACAGAAUGCCGCGAUGCCACCCAACGACAUCCUGAUCAGCCAGAUCAUGGAGCGACUGAUUCUGGAAAGCAUUCAGAAGCAGGAGGCCGAGCGUCGCGGUAUCCGCAUAGAUGAUGAAACUCUGACCAGAGCGGUCAUGUCCUUUGCACAGGGCAACAACAUGUCCCUUGAGCAGUUUCAGCAGGCGCUUGCGGCAGAUGGUGUCAGCUAUCGAGAGUUUCGCGAAGAGAUACGCACCGAGAUGGCUAUUACCCGGCUGCAGCGAAAUCUGAUCAAUCGCAGAAUUUCGAUUACCGAUCAGGAAGUUGAGGGCCUGCUCAAUUCGCCGUUUUAUAAAGAAAUGUUUUCAGAUGAGUAUCGCGUCGGCCAUAUAUUACUGUCGUUAGAAGAGCGUGCUUCGGAAGAGGUGGUAGACGCGGCGUUGGCUGAAGCGAGCGAUAUUGUUAAACAGCUGCGUGAAGGUGCCGACUUUGCACAGAUGGCGAUUGCCAAGUCGUCCAGCAGCCGGGCUUUAGAAGGUGGUGAUCUGGGUUGGCGUAAAGCAGGUGAGCUCCCCAGCCUGUUUGCUGAGCAGGUGCUUGAGCUUGACGUGGAUGGCAUUGCCGACCCUAUCAAAACCUCAGGUGCAAUCCAUAUUAUCAAGCUGUUGGAAAGACGUGGCGCGGGUGUGCAGAAAGUUGUUGAAACCAAUGUGCGUCAUAUUCUGGUGCAACCUUCAGAGAUCCGCUCCCCGGAAGAAACCGUGGCCCUGAUACAGGACAUCAAACGUCAGUUAGACGAAGGGGCCGACUUUGCGGAGCUGGCAAAAGAACACUCGCAGGAUCCCGCCAGUGCUUUGAAUGGUGGCGAUCUGGGAUGGGCAUCACCUGAUCAGUUUGUGGGUCAGUUUGGGGAAAUUAUGGAACGCACGGCCAAAGGCGGUAUGAGCGAGCCGUUCCUUACGCAGUUUGGCUGGCACAUCCUGCAGGUACUGGAUCGCCGCGAAGAAGAUAUGAGCGAUGAGGCUCGCGAGAAUAUGGCCGUCGAAAUCCUGCACAAACGCCGCUUUGAAGAAGAGCAGCAGGAUAUGUUAGCGAUAACGCCUGGAGAGCCUGCCGGCAUUGGCCCGGACCUGGUCAUUCGGCUGGCUCAGCACAAACGCGCGCAGGGCUGGGUAGUACUGGCUGAUGCGCAGAUGCUGGCUGCCAGGGCUCAGCAGCUCGCUUUACCCCUGACCAUUGAUGACAACCACGCCCAGCCCAGUUGUGCUGCGAGCCACCUCACGGUGCGUCAUAUACCCCUGGCUAAUCCUGCGAUACCUGGUCAGUUGGACUGUGGCAAUGUUGCAGGCGUGCUCGCCGCUCUGGAUGCGGCCAUUCAAGGGUGCCUGGAGGGGAUGUACACAGGCCUGGUCACCGGACCGAUGCAGAAGUCUAUUGUUAAUGAGGCAGGCAUCGCCUUCAGCGGGCAUACAGAAUACCUCGCUGAUGCCGCGGGUGCUGAUGAUGUUGUCAUGUUGCUGGUAGCUGGUGAGCUGCGAGUUGCGCUGGCGACCACUCAUGUCCCCUUGAGCCAGGUGCCAACCUCACUGACAAAGGCGCUGCUUGCGCGCCGCUUAACAAUCCUCAACGCAGGGUUACAGAAGUUUUUUGGCAUACAGGAUCCGCAUAUUCUGGUUGCCGGGUUGAACCCGCAUGCGGGAGAGAGCGGGCAUCUGGGUCGCGAAGAAAUAGAGACGAUUACCCCUGUACUGGAAAGUCUGCGCGGACAGGGGCUCAGGUUAAGCGGUCCCCUGCCGGCGGAUACGUUGUUUACCCCUCGACAUCUCAAAGACGCUGAUGCUGUGAUGGCCAUGUUUCACGAUCAGGGUUUGCCGGUGCUGAAGUACGCGGGGUUCGGCGAGGCGGUUAACGUUACUCUGGGUCUGCCCUUUGUGCGUACGUCGGUAGACCACGGUACUGCUUUGGAUCUGGCCGGCACUGACGCUGUUGAUACCGGCAGUAUGGCGGCUGCGCUUAAGUUGGCCGGCGUGCUUACCGACCAUCUGUUUGAGAUUGGUCCUGGUCAUGGCGCGCUAACCGACCUGUUGGCAGACACCCCAGCGUUGUAUCGCGCUGUCGAGAUUGAUCGGGAUCUGGCGCCAAUGCUGCGUGCAAGGCAUCCGAAUCUGCAGGUCAUUGUUGAUGACGUCUUGCGUGUGAAUCUUAAAGAAAUUCUGGAUGGCGAUGUGCCCUGGCGAUUGCUCGGUAAUCUGCCGUACAACAUUUCGUCUCCGCUGCUUGCUACCCUGACCCAGUUUGUAGAAGCCCAGCCAGGGCAGAUAGCGGAUAUGCAUUUCAUGUUGCAGCGGGAGAUGGCUGAACGUCUGAGCGCCUUGCCCGGCACCAAAGCCUGGGGCAGACUCAGUGUCAUGGUGCAACUGCGGUUUGACGUUGGGCACGUUUUCGACGUGGGGCCUGAGGCGUUCAGUCCACCGCCUAAGGUCUGGUCCAGUAUCAUACGUCUGAUUCCGAGAAAGAAUGUGGAUGCCGGCGUGGACCUGGCGGUUCUCGACAGAGUGUUAAGACUGGCGUUUUCCGGGCGGCGUAAACGGCUGUCCAACUCGUUGAAAGUGCUGGAGCUCGAUUGGUCGACCAUCGACCUGGAUCCGGGUCUGCGCGCUGAUAACGUGGCCCGCGACGAAUACGUCAUGCUGGCAAGGCAGGUGGCCACCCAGGUUGAAGUGUCCGUGGUCACCCAUUAUGUAGAGGCCCAGUCUGAUCCGACGGAAGAGCGAUUUGUUUUUGCUUAUACCAUCACCAUCACUAACAACGGCACGCAAUCAGCACAACUCAUGAGCAGACAUUGGAUCAUCACAGAUGCCAGUGGUGAGGUGGAAGAAGUGCGCGGUGAGGGUGUGGUUGGCAAACAACCUUUGCUGGCACCGGGUGAAUCUUUUGAAUACACCAGCGGUGCAAUUCUCAAGACACCGGUGGGUGCCAUGCAGGGGGCAUAUACUUUUCGCGACACCAACCAGGCUUCUUUCAAUGUGCCUAUUGCUGCGUUCUCCCUGUCCAUACCUAAUCUGGUGCACUGA